CAGGCGCUGAGGCCGGGGAAGCGACUCACUGCAAACAGUCCACCUACCGAGUUUGCGCGCGGUGAGCAGCUCGCGGCGGAGGCGGCCGGGUGGCUGAGCGGAGUCGCGUGGCAGGCGCGGUGGCUCAGCUGUCCCUGAGCAUCUCACACCAUGGCAGUUCCUGAAACCCGUCCCAACCACACUAUUUAUAUCAACAAUCUCAAUGAGAAGAUCAAGAAGGAUGAGCUCAAGAAGUCCCUGUAUGCCAUCUUCUCCCAGUUUGGCCAGAUCCUGGAUAUCCUGGUGUCUCGGAGCCUGAAGAUGAGGGGCCAGGCCUUUGUCAUCUUCAAGGAGGUCAGCAGCGCCACUAAUGCCCUGCGUUCCAUGCAAGGUUUCCCCUUCUACGACAAGCCCAUGCGCAUCCAGUACGCCAAGACUGACUCAGACAUCAUUGCCAAGAUGAAGGGUACCUUUGUGGAGAGAGACCGCAAACGAGAGAAGAGGAAGCCCAAGAGUCAGGAGACACCAGCUGCCAAAAAGGCUGUUCAGGGUGGGGCAGCUGCCCCCGUGGUGGGCGCUGUCCAGCCUGUGCCGGGUAUGCCACCAAUGACUCAGGCACCCCGCAUUAUGCACCACAUGCCAGGCCAGCCUCCUUACAUGCCACCACCUGGCAUGAUCCCGCCACCGGGCCUUGCUCCUGGCCAGAUCCCCCCUGGGGCCAUGCCCCCACAGCAGCUCAUGCCUGGACAGAUGCCGCCUGCCCAGCCUCUCUCCGAGAAUCCACCCAAUCACAUUCUGUUCCUCACCAACCUGCCUGAGGAGACCAACGAGCUCAUGCUGUCCAUGCUUUUCAAUCAGUUCCCGGGCUUCAAGGAGGUGCGUCUGGUUCCCGGGCGGCACGACAUCGCCUUUGUGGAGUUUGACAACGAGGUGCAGGCUGGGGCAGCCCGAGAUGCCCUGCAAGGCUUUAAGAUCACGCAGAACAAUGCCAUGAAGAUCUCGUUUGCCAAGAAGUAGCGCCUUCCCCCAUGGGGCAUCUCACUCCCCAUUCUGGGGCUGCCCUUUCCCUCCCCCUUGGCUCAGUCCCUGAAGGUAAGUCCCCCUUGGGGGCCUUCUCAGAGCCGCGAGUGAGUGUGUGGUUGCCACACAGCAUUGUACCCAGAGUCUGUCCCCAGACAUUGCACCUGGCGCUGUUAGCUUGUGAUUAAAGUGGUUUUUUGGGGUUUGGUUUUUCA
Messenger RNA from Peromyscus leucopus (white-footed mouse), 1214 nucleotides. RefSeq names its product small nuclear ribonucleoprotein polypeptide A (gene Snrpa). Gene Ontology annotation, cellular component: U1 snRNP. Gene Ontology annotation, biological process: mRNA splicing, via spliceosome. The transcript has 7 exons. Gene Ontology annotation, molecular function: U1 snRNA binding. Lineage: Eukaryota; Metazoa; Chordata; Mammalia; Rodentia; Cricetidae. The record is from RefSeq and is a predicted model, not a curated record. Bases 151 to 996 code for a protein of 281 amino acids.